Molecule: messenger RNA, 1326 nt
Organism: Closterium sp. Naga37s-1
Lineage: Eukaryota; Viridiplantae; Streptophyta; Zygnematophyceae; Desmidiales; Closteriaceae
Source: the annotation of a GenBank genome assembly
AUGGUUUUCAAUCGGCAAAUACUGCCAAAUGGGAAAAAGCCGCUGGGUCGUCAGAAGGUGGCGACAGGGCUGGAGCUGUACAAGCUGGGUGAUCUGGUCUGCGCUGAAUUGGACGGGACGAGAGUCAUUAAAUCCCUGGAGACGCUGACGAGAGAAAUUGGUACCAAAAAGAAAGCAAAGCGGGCGCUGAAAGCUUUCGGCUGCAUCCCGGAAACAUGGAAGCAGAAGCUCCUGGCGCCGCUAACGGAGGCUGAGCUGCUGGCGGAGUCAGAAUACGUGAAGGUAGAGGGAUCCAUUGUUCCCUGGAAAAUUGACAAAGUGGAGCAAGGGGAGCUAGUCUGCCGAGCAUGUGACUGCACGGGGACGCCACUAGAAGGAGAAGCGGAAAGGGUUACCACGCUGGACCCGUACACGGUGCAGCCGCUGAUUGUUCGGGAAGGGCGGGUGAUUGGAGCAGCUGGCCUACCCGAGGUGAGGCUAAGGGUUUCGGAGCUAUGCGCGGAAGGCCAACUCCCCCUUUUCAAACUGCUGAGAGGGCUGUUCGAGGUGCCGCGUGGUGAAGCGCGGCAGCAUGCAAAGUGGGCGGAAGAUUGGGGGAAGCAGAUGGAUUGGGCCAGCAUCAUCAGAGUCCGGGACUCACCAGUGCUGCCGAACCGGGCGCGGGAUGUCUUGCUUCGGCUACACUGCCGGAACCUACAGGUCGAGGUGCGGCUGCGGUUCCUGGAAGGGGUUCUGUGCCCGCACUGCGGAGAGGAGGAGACAGCAGAGCAUUGCACCACCAAUGGCUCAAACUCUCCUCCCCAUCCCACCCCUCCCCUCUCCCUCCUCUCCCUCCUCCUCCUCCGCCUAUCCCGCGCCCUCACAACCCUCCCCACGCCCUCCGACCUGCGAUUCACGCUCCUCACCAUCAUCGCCAUCUCGCCUCUCGUGUACCUCUUCGCCUCCUGGGCUGACGCCUUCUACCUCCCCCAAGCCGGCUUCCCCAUCUCCCUCAUCCUCUUUGUCUUCGUCUUCCCUUCCUUUUGGGAGGAGCUCUUCUUGAGGGUUCUCCUCAACCCGCAUCCUGCCGAGCCCCCCUCUCCUCUACCCACAUGGCUUCACACUCGCAUCACUUCCCUCCUCUCUCGCGCCUCCUCCCUCCUCGCUCCUUUCGUCUCCUCCGUCCCGAUUCUGCGCUCCUUCCCGCUCCCUCGGGAUUGGCUCGCGGAUCCGAAAGAGAUCUGGGUCGGCCUGGGCGGCAAUCUUGGUGCACUGGAUGGCGGUGUCUGUCUGGAUGUGCUUGGGAGGAAGGCACCAGGCACCAUUCUGAAACGUUACACAGACUGA